This is a messenger RNA of Dermacentor silvarum, 5195 nucleotides long. It is a transcript of the gene disp, whose product is annotated as protein dispatched homolog 1-like. NCBI's taxonomy places the organism in Eukaryota, Metazoa, Arthropoda, Arachnida, Ixodida, Ixodidae. Gene Ontology annotation, cellular component: membrane. The record is from RefSeq and is a predicted model, not a curated record.
GGUGGCAUGCUGUCCAUGUAUCCGGAGCCACAGGGCAUCACCAGGAGGCCGAAGAUCGCAACAACAGCGCCACCUGUUGGUGUCUCUCUCACCCCGCCCUCAGCGCUGCCCGCUGGUAACGGUGGAGAGGGAACCCCAUCGAAUGAAAGUCAGCCAGAAGUUCCCCCCGGCAGAUGAAGAGGAAGGGUCAUACGGUCGGCUCGUUCAAAGUCCACCGACAUCCAAGGGUCGCAAACGCAAGAAAGACCCACAGGACGCACGGUCGGAGCCGGGAAAGCCAAGGCGAAAGCUUGGCCCUAUGUGGAAGCGUCGAGGGGAGGGUGCUCCCAGGAACCGUGAUAGGAACCGCUACUUCUGCAGUGAUCCAUCUCGAAGCCACGGCCAUGUGGUCUUUGGCCCAAAGGUUCCUGGAGCAAACCUGUUCACCCUGGAGGCUCUGCACUCCAUCUGCCGGACUGACCUGGACGUGUUGCGCCGCCCUGCCAGCAUGCGAUCCAUUUGUGAGCGCGUCAGCCCACGCCGCUGCUGCACUUCCUGGUCCAUCCCACACUUCAUCGCACUGCUGCACAACCGGUCUUCGUGCCUGGACAUCACAGCAACUGAUGUCCAGGAGGUUCUCAAGAGGCUGGAAGCCUGUGCACCACACUACCACAGCAUGAAGUUGAGUCACGACUGUGCCUCGGGGGCCCCGCUGUGCCGCGGAGUACCCGGCGAGUGCAUCGAGUACAACGCGGUGUACACCAUCCUCCACUACUUGGCCGACGUCGACUUCCUCGCUCCGUCUGGUCCGGGCAAGCUGGUCCACAAGCCCCACCUGUCCUACACGAGCGUAUUCCUGCCCAUAGCCCAGAGCACCGCGGCUAUGCCCUACUUCAAGGAUCUCGAGGAGUACGGCCAACUAGAGGAUGACGUAACUGAGGUUGUGGGCAUGGAACUGGGGCUGAAGCACGCUCUCUUCGACGAGUACCUGCUUCACGACACGGUGUAUGUCGCCCUGGCGGGUGUGACGGUGCUGGCGGCCAUGUGGGCCUACACGCAGUCGUUCCUGGUGACGGCCGUCACGUGCCUGGCCGUCAUCUUCUCCCUGGGCACUGCCUACUUCCUCUACACCACCGUUUUCCGCAUCUCCUUCUUCCCCUUCAUGAACAUUCUCACCCUCACCAUCGCCAUAGGCAUCGGAGCGGACGACGCCUUCAUAUACUGCAAGACGUGGGGGGCAGCCAAGGCAGAGAAAAACAGCGGCACACUGGUCAAGCUGGUCCGGGACACGCUGCACCACGCCUGUCUCUCCAUGCUGGUCACCAGUGUCACCACGGCUGCUGCCUUCUUUGCCAGCUGUGUCAGCAGCAUCACCGCUGUCCGCUGCUUCGGCCUGUUUGCCGGCACGGCCGUGCUGGCAAGCUUCUUCUUCACGGUGACGUGGCUGCCCGCAGCGCUCAUCGUGGCCGAGAAGUGGUGCUCCUCAACGUGCUGCCUCUGUGUGCCGCCAUUCGGGGUGUACCUGCCACGGCUCAAGCGCUUCUGGUGUUGCGCACCCGUCUGUGCCGCACUCUGGCGCCUCCAUCACAGCUUUGCAGAAGCGGCACGUGUCUUCUACGACAAACUCCUCCCGUGCAUCGUGAUUCGGCUGAGGUGGUUCUGGCUUUUAUCACUGACCCUGGUGGCCGCUGGUGGGGCGGUGGCUAUCUUUGUCCACCCACGCCUGCGUCUGCCCGAGUCGCCCGAGUUUCAAGUUCUGAGUGCCAGCCACCUGUUCGAGCGCUAUGACCUUGACCUGAAGGAGCGCUUCUGGUUCGAGAAGGCACGGAGCAGGGAUCCAUUCCAUCGACUGCCUAUCCGCAUCAUCUGGGGCGUGCUUCCUGUGGACACGGGCGAUUACCUCGACCCUUCCAACAAAGGUUCCGUGGUGUUCGACCCCGCGUUCGAUGUUGCGGACCCAGCGUCGCAAGAGUGGUUGCUAUCCUUCUGCAAGCGGCUACGGGCACAAAGCUUCCAUCGUUCGGCACUGGGCGUCCUCUUCUCGGGCUGUUUUAUCGAGACACUCAAGUCUUGGAUGGAGAGGCGGUGUGUCGACAGUUUCAAGCAGGCCAACCGUUUUCCCUGCUGCGAGUCCUCCCACUUCCCAUACCCGAGGGACGUCUUCAGCCUCUGCCUGCGGCGGGCCAUCGCAAGCUUGCACCAGUCUCCCGGCUACUACUUCGUCCCCGGCAUGGCGGGACCGCGCUUCUUACGCAACGGCACAGUACGGGCAAUCGUGCUCGAGUACGACAGCGUCUACUCUUACUCCCACUCACACCACGACAUGGGCAACUUCUGGAACCGCGUCGAAAGCUGGAUUGAGCAGGAAAUGAAGUCCGCGCCACCGGGACUUCGCAACGGGUGGUUCAGCAGCGACCUCGAGUUCUACGACCUCCAGAGCAGCCUGGCAGAAGGCACGCUGGUCGCCAUGGGCGUCGCGGUGGGUGUGUCGUUUGUGGCCCUGCUGGUGACCACACUGAACCUCCUCGUGAGCGUGUACGCCAUCGUCACGAUUGCGUGUGUCAUCUGCACGACGGUGGGUGCGCUGGUGCUCAUGGGGUGGCGGCUCAAUGUGCUGGAGAGCAUCACAGUGUCAGUGGCCAUUGGCCUGGCCGUUGACUACACGAUACACUACGGUGUGGCCUAUCGUCUGUCAGCGCAGCAGGAUCGUGAGACCUCAGUGAUUCAAUCGCUGUCUCGCGUCGGCAGCCCCGUCACCAUGGCAGCCCUGACGAGCUUCCUGGCCGGCGCACUCAUGUUCCCCUCGUUCGUGCUCGCCUACCUCCAAGUGGGCACAUUCCUCAUGCUGAUCACAGUCGUCUCGUGGGUGUACGCCACGUUCUUCUUCCACUCGCUGCUCAGCGUCGCCGGACCACAGCGCGGCCAGCUGCAGCUCGAUUACCCGAGCCUACACUGCUGCGAGAGUGCAUCACCAGCACCUGUUGACAAGACUGUGUACACCCUUUCCGAGUCCACUCUGUCCACUUCGAGUGCCAGCUGCCCCGCCGCCAUCGUGCACAGCGAGAGCCACGAGCUCGAGCCGCUGACCCUCGCUGCCGCGCUCAAUGGCGGCGGCGCAGUGAACCGAGUCGGCAACGGCAACAAAAAGAAGCAGAAGAAGGCGAGGCAGCGCUCGGGGAGCCUGUCUGCCGCGGCCGCAAGGACUCACGGCGCCCGCCGGAAAGUGAGCCUUCCGGUCGUGAGUGUGACAUUUCACGGUGACCCGAGUCCGCGCCACGUGUCGGGGGCCACGAGUUCAUCGACCAUCGUGUGUGGGGCCGACGAGGACAUUCACGAUGACCCCAUCGUGUGAUCCGGUGCUGCUGACAGACAAACCUUGCUGGGAAAAUGGCAGCAGAGAAACGCAGGGAUUGUUCCUGCGUUUCUAAAGGGAUCCUUCAAGUGGAUGGUGUAGGCGUUGGCAUUACGGCCCCUUAAGUGCCACAACAAAGGCCGUGAAGAGAGAUUUGUCAAAAGGCUCGUGCGACCCUAAUGCCAGGGGCUUGUUUUUCAGUACACUGUUUACCCAGCUGUGAGAGCCCGUUAUAUUAUAGUUUGAGAGCUGCAGUGAUGCGUCAUGCAUUUGACGAUCACAAAUGUGACAUUGUUUGCUUAAGUGGCACAACGUAGAAGAGACCAAGAUCUUCGAAAGCAUUGUGUGAAUGAAUGUAACGGUGGCUAUAUUGUGCAAGAUGGCAAAGGCAGGACCCCCAAGAGUUGAAUUGCUUGAUGGAUAAUUCAAGCUUCAGCGCAAGGUGACACAGCAAAGUAAGAAGGGUCAUGCUUGCCACAAGGAGGCAGUGAAAACUGUUGAACACGGUCGGAGCAAGGGUCAGCAGUUAAAACUAAUAGCACAGCAAAUGCAAGGACAAAGGCGAUUGCAACAACACAAGCGCUGUGUGGUGUCGCUCACUUUUGUGCUCGUAUUGUCCAUGGUGUUGGUUUAGGCCUGUACUGAGUUGCCAAGUUUUCUCUCCUAAGGUCAGUGGUCGAAAAAGCUCUUUGUUGCAGGAAGUUGAGUGUGCAUUUGCGUUUUCACAGAAGUACUUGCCCACAUAUUACGAACAAAAACGCCUUAGAGGGAAGAGGACACUGGAAACUCCUCACGGCCGAGCCCAGGCGCUCGUUGCCAGCUCGUUUGCUUUCUUCUUUGAGUUAACCAGCAGCAACAGAGCCGCUCAAAGUGUGACCACUUGACAUGUACAUAGUGUUCUUUGUUGCCAAAGCAGCACGCAGCAGAUUGCAAAGAAGUUUAUUAGUGACUGCCUUUCUAAUGAUCAAAUAUUGUGGCUCGGCUUUUAAUUACACUCUAAUGUGAAGGUGUAAAUAGUCAGAGUAAGCUAAUGAUGACCCGUAAUGUUAUAUGUGAAGUAGCGGCAACUGUCUGUGGUUUUCAUUUUGAGUGAAUGGGAGCAUUGCGGCCAAAUGUUGCAAAUGAGAAAGAUAAGCUUUUACUUUCAGCCAGUCACAAUGCGAAUGAAAAAAAAAAAAAAAAGCUUCAUGAGCAGCAAGCAUAUUCUGAAUUCUUUUACCAAACUAAUGUGUUUGACACUGCAGCCACUCUUGGUGGCUGAAAGUUUGCUAAUUUCUGUUAAUAGCAUUCCACUGACACAAAGCUUUACAUGCACAUUGUGCACACAUCGCUAAAUGAGACAUGAAUAUUUAUGAUGCAUAACAUUGCACGCACAAGGUCGUGUCAGGCACCCACAAGCUAGGGAUGGGAGAUGCAGUUUGUGAUUGUCUAGCUGUCGUAAGAAUCUUGCUUUGUUGAUUAGCAUUUGUUUACAAUUCAUUUGUGUGAACAUCACAAGUAAGAUCAGCACUUUGUGAUCAAAGUACUAACAUAUGCUUUUGUAACUGGACUUAACUAUAGUCAACAGAUGCGCUUGCAUUGAAGCCUAAUUAUGUGGCCCCUUGUGCACUGCACACAGCACACUUCUCUAUGCUGGUAGGCUUUUCAAAACAUUUCACAAAAUAAUGGUUUCAACUGUUUCUAAACAUUUCAUGCUGAUGGACCCAACAAAGCCUACAUUGGAGAAAUUUCUUACAAGCUUUACAGCUUAAGCUUGCAUAAGCUUUACAGCUAUGUAAAGCAUAAAAGCUUUUAAACUCAACUAAAAUAGUUUCCUGGACACAUUGUUUGACUUUAUAAUACUGGUAAUUUCAAUAAUUUAAAU